Messenger RNA from Coregonus sp. 'balchen', 9957 nucleotides. The record is from the annotation of a GenBank genome assembly. NCBI's taxonomy places the organism in Eukaryota, Metazoa, Chordata, Actinopteri, Salmoniformes, Salmonidae.
AUGGCCAGUACACUUUUAAACCAGCUAGAGGAGGUAAGAUGCCAUGCGGAAGCCUGUCUGCAUUCCACUGGUUCAGUGCUGGAGAUCCGGGCAGGAAUAUUAGCCAUGGCCAACAUACCCUUACCACCUUCAGCCAAAUACCACUACAUUGCUGCUGAGACCAUGGUAAUUGAGAACAGCAUUGGUAACAACAGGAAAGAGGUUAGUUAGUUCACUGUUUCAAGCACACACUCAAACUAUGCCCAUAUCACAUUUCACCUUCACUUAGCCUAUAUCUUGGAAUACAUAACUAAUUUUCCCUCUCUCGCUCUCUAUGUAUUGUGCUGCAUUUCUUUGUUCAGUGUCCAUUCUUUUCUCAACCUCUUUCUGUAUCAACCCUUUUUUAAAUCUUUGUUCUCUCUCCUGCCAGACCAUAGGUUCCCUGCAGAGACUGUCCACAGCACUGAACAUUCUGGAGAAGUAUGGCUGUAACCUCACCAGCUCCAGUAGGCCCAAGUACUGGCGCACUGUCAAGCACAACAACCCCGUCUUCAGAGCAACAGUAGAUGCCAUUCAGGUGAGGAUGCCUUCAAUACAGGUAGGUUAGAUUCUGGGUGAUGAUAUGUAGUCUACUGCCUUGUCACUAUAAACGUAUUGGCAUUAUGUUGAUAAAGGCCUAGUUCAAUACAGUGUUUCCCCUAGGAUUUGUUUUCAGCAGCAGUGGGAAAGUUAGUGUGUGGGGGAGGCGUGUUAGUGGCGUGGCCAAUGUUGCAGUCUCCGACCUAACAUUUUAGAGGCCGUCCUCUUGGCCGCAGAGACAAUGUUGCUGUUUUAAAGCUAAUUUCCUGCAAUUUUACACAUUUUUCCAUGGGGCAGAGAGAAAAUAAAAUGUCGUUUUAAAGCUAAUUUACUAGAUAAGUCUUAUGGUAUUUGAGUGACUCAAACGUUGUAAAUUAAAUCAAUGGGGGCCCCUCACCUUGAAAUUUUUUGAAUUUUAGAUUCUCCCAGAACAUAUAGUUUUUGAUUUGGUGAUUGUUAGUUCUCAAAGAUAAUCUUAUUUAAAAAUAUAUAGCUCCAUUAUCUUUUCUACAUACUUUAUAUCUGGUUUUAGUCGUUUAAGUUUACACUGAAAACAUUUUACCAUCCUAUAUAUAUUGGAGUGGCAGGAACGAUUUGCUGCUAAAUUAAUAUAGGGAAACACUGAUUGAGUCUAUAGCUUACUAUCGUUUUGAUCAAGUUAAUUGUGCACACACCAUUAACUCUACUAAAUUUUAUGUCAACAUUUUUGCAUAAAACCCCUCUAUCUCCUUUCCUCUCCUCUGUUCUACCUCAGGGAGGAAGGGCAGUGCUCUGUCUCUAUGGUUACUCCAACCAGCAGCCAGACGGACUGAGUUUCCCUGAUGUGGUCAUGGAGCCUGACAUUAAGAAGGUUGCAGCGGUCACCUUGGAGGUCAUGAGUCUACGCAUGGAACUGGACAUGCUCAUCAAGGUCUAAACCUAUGGCAUUGUCUCAAAGACAGUUAUUCUGUAAUAUUUCAGAGGUUUAUAAAAUCAGUUGUUGUACUGAGUCAUAGUUGUUGUUGAUGUUUUCACAGGAGGCCCAUCCCCACCCAGAGUUCUUUGAGAGAAUUAUCCCAUCACUGAAUCAAAAGGUAUUUUUCCCCAUAACCUGUCCUCUUCCUCUCUGCCUUCUACUUGAUAUUUUGUUCACCCUAAUAGCCUCUCUCUGCUUCAGACAGUGUUUUAUAUUUGUGUGGUUUUGUGUCUGUUAGUGUCCACUACCAUCAGAUGACUGAAAUCUCCUUUAUGAUUCCAGGAUGACUUCGGACCAAUGUCUGAAGUAGUAGCUAUUCCCUCCAGCCUGAGAGAGAGCCAGCCCCUAUACAUGUCUCUGUCCUCCCUGUCUCAGUCUCCCACUAGUGCCUUUCUUCCAGUACGGACUGCUAACGCCUCAACCUCCACCUCCAUCUCUACCAGACACACAGGUUAGAACUGUGUAUGUGUGAGUGCGUGCGUGUGUGUGUGUUUUUGUUUAACUAUCCUUGUGGGUACCAGAAGUCCUCACAAGGAUAGUAAAACAAGGAAUAUUCGGACAAGUGGGGACAUUUUGCCGGUCCCCACAAGGGAAAAUGCUAUUUUAGGUUUAGGGUUACAAUUAGGGUUAGGGUUUACGGUUAGGGUGAGGUAUAGUUUUAGGGUUAUGGUAUGGUUAGGUUUAGGGUUAGGGAAAAUAGGAUUUAGGAUGGGAAUCAAUUCUUUGGUCCCUACACAGGAUAGCAAUACAAAAACUCUGUGUGUGUGUGUGUGUGUGUGUGCAUGCAUGUGUACAUUUCUAACAUCUGAAACUUACAUUUCACCUUUUCUUGUUUCUCUUCCCCUGCAGCCAGCUGCACUAUCUGUGCUAUAUUUCCUGUGGCUGCCCAUUGUAACUCUUGUGUCCAAUGGCUAUGUACGGAAUGUGACAGACUGUACCACUCCUCCGCAGAGCGAGCCAAUCACCACAGGACUGUCGUGACAUCCUCUAAAAUGCGAAAGAACCACAGGUAAAACAUGACUAAUAACACAAAAUAAAAACUGAGCAGUAAAGGAUGAAAAUGUAUACAUUUUCAUUGCUGAAAAUGCAACUGUCUCUGUGUGUUAGGCACUAGAUUCACUUCCUCUGUCUCUCCCAGCAGCGCCCUCCCGUCAUGGCACUGUACCCACUGCACCAGGGUCAACUCCAUUCAGGACGUACUGUGUGAGAUGUGUGAGAGGCCACGCCUGGCCUCCUCUGGCCCUGCUAAGGAUGAGUUCCCACAGCCCUCCACCAUCACUGGUCAGUAUACACACACACACACACCUAACCAACGAUGUAUGUGUUUUAAUAGUGGUGGUUUGCCUUUUCUCCACUCCAAUUAGUCUCACUCCUCUCUCUUUCUUUGCUUACUUGGUAUGCUAUAUGUGGUUGUUGAGUUCAUAAUCACCUCUUCAAUUGCCCUGUGAUGAGUGUGUUUUCACUAUGUAUUUCAUUAGAGUGGCAGUGUAAAAGCUGUACGGUGGUGAAUGCAGGCAGUAGUAUCCUGUGUGAGGUGUGUGAGCGCCCCCGCCUGGCCACCAAGCCUCCUGCAACCCCCACACACCCCCGUCCUACACCCAACCGGCCUGCUGCUCCAGUACUGGGCAUGCCAGGAGACCCAGACAGCCAGGUAAACCACUGUUAAUGUCAGUGCAGGAGCAGCACGUUUGAGUUGAAAGGAACGUUUCAGAUUCUGCCUUUAUCAACCAUGUUUUACAGUUUAUGUUGUUCCUCUAUUCCCGUGAGUCUCUAAGCUCAUGUCAAUUAUCUCUUAUUUUCCCAUCUUCUCUCUACUCCUCUGUUGCAGUGGGUGUGCCAAUUCUGUACUUAUGUCAAUUACACUCCAGCGUCAGUGUGUGAGAUGUGUGACCUUCCCCGUCCCGAGCCUGCCAAAAUGCCAGUCAAACUCCAUCCUCCGUCCCAGGUCAAAAGGGUCCCUGUGCUGUCCAUCAAACCCAAAGACCCGCCCAUGGAGGACCCUGAUUUGAGGAGACAGAAACAGAUGAGGGAGGAGGGGCUAAAGCUGAUUGAGCUUAUUAGAGUGAGUGAAGGCUUCCUGUAGAACUAUAAUAUGGUGUGUAAUCACUUUACCCCACUAGGAAUAUUACAAGAUAUUAGCGAAUUUAAGAUUUAGAUUCAGAAAAGUAUUUAUUGUACCAUUGCUGAGCGAUUUGGUUGCAGGAAUAUUAAAACUACAGAUUUCAGAUAACAAAUGAUGUGUGAAAAUAACCUAGCAUCCUCUUACUUAUUCAUACAUACAGUGUGGUGAGUAGCAGCAGCUGAGGCCUAGUGAAUAUGUAUGACAGAUUUUUAUUUAUUUUGCUCUCCCCCCUUUCUGUCUCUUAUCUCUAUCUUCCCUCUCUCUCUUUCCCCCUCUCUCUUUCUCCCUCUCUCUCUCUCUCUCUCUCUCUCUCUCUCUCUCUCUCUCUCUCUCUCUCUCAGGAUGGAGAGAAGAAAGGAGUGAGUCCAGAGGAGGUGUACACGGGCAUGCGCGUCUCCGGGGACGGCAACAUCCUCCCCUGUGAUUGGCUCAAAGCGGAGCUACCUCACCUGCUCGAGCAGAUCUGUGCCAUGGCCGCGUCGUCUCCAGCAGCAGACCUGAAGACAGGACUGAAUCAGAACGGGCUGUCCAACGACACUGGUACUGCAGAGGAUACGGGUGUGGAGGAGGAGCAGCCCAGAGGGGGAGGAGUGACCCUGUCCAGGGCUGAGGCCAAGCUGGCCUGGCUGUCUGCAGGGGGAGAAACUGAGAGAGCAGCCAGACAGGCUCUCAGAGACAGACACGCUAAGGUGAGAGACAGGGCAGGAGGUCUAUUGCCCACUAAGAACAGGUCUACGGUCAGUUGUACAGGCACUUCUUUCCCAGCUGAACUCUAUUUACCAGUUUCCCAGACCUGGAUUAAGCCUAGUCCUGGACUAAAACACACUUUCAAUGGAGAUUCUCCAUUAGGAACUAUUUUGAAUCCCGAAUUAGGCUUAUUCUUGGUCUGGGAAAUUGGCCCUAUAUGUAAGAGAUUAGUCUUUUAACACUCAAAGAAGGGUUUGCUUUCUCAUGUACCUGUCCUCCUGUGCAGGUGAAGGAGCUGUGUUCUCUGGGGUUCACCGACGAGGCACGGUGUCAGGAGGUACUGAGGCAGAAUGGGGGAGAGGUGCGGGGGGCUCUGUCUCUGCUGCAGCGACCGCUCAUGGAGCCCUUCCACCAGCGCAUGUGGAGCGACCAGCCCGAGCCCCCCAUCGACAUCAACCACCCCGACAAACAGGUGGGACACUGGGGCUCAACUCUAUUAUGUGCUUUAUUCUGCCCGUACAUUUAGCUGAACACAUAAUAGCUAUAUUGAUGAUAAUGUGCUCACCACUACCACCAUUAGAAAGGUCCACACAUCAUACAUGUUCUUCAAUCAUCUGACAGUUGCUUGAUGUCUCAUGUAAAUUGAUGCUUUACAGUGAAAAGCAUUAGUUUGGAGUCAGGAAUAUCUCUCCUUUCAUCAUGCCUCUGCAUCAGUUGGUCCACUCCACUGGUCUGAUCUCUCUCUCCUCUCCCUCUCCCCUCCUCCCUCCAUCUUCCCCCUGGGACCAGCGUGUGUGUCGGAGGCUGCUGGCGGUGUAUGACCUGCCCAGCUGGGGGCGCUGUGAGCUGGCCCUGUCCUUGCUGCAGGAGCGCACCUCCCCCUACUCCUUGGACGACGUGGUACAGGCCGUACGUGAGUCACAAGACAGAGAAUUCAUCCGCCGGGUGCUGGCCAAAGAGUGCCCCAUCUGCCUGUCGGACUUUCCCCACAGCAAGGUACUCUCUCAAGUGUGUGUGGGGGAGUUGUGGGCGUAUUUGCGUGCAUGUCAGCACUAGCUUGCCUUUGCUCAAAAUGAAGUAGAAGCUUUUCUGUGUGUUUAUUUGCAGUAUCUAACCCCCCCCCCCCCCCCCCCCACAACUCUCAUACACCUUUCUCUCUUCCUGUCUUUCUCUUUGUCCUUCCCUUCCUGUUUCAGAUGCAGUCUCUGACCUCCUGUCAGUGCUCGGUGUGCUGUGGAUGUUUCCAGCAGCACUUCACCAUUGCAGUUAGAGACAAGCACAUCAGAGACAUGGUGUGUCCCGUCUGCUGGGAGCCUGACAUCAACGACCCCGAACACCUCAACAGCUACUUCUCCACCCUGGACAUCCAGGUAGUACAUCACACAGAGAACAACUCUCCCUAAGAUUCUCUCUUUGAAGAGAAAAGAAACAGAGUGAAGACCUAUUUUCUGGAUUUCAGAGGCUUCUCUCCCUUCAAAAUGCAGGUGUCAGUGUGUUUUCAGGGUGUGUGUGAUACUGUCUAUGAUGAUGGUUACACCUGUAAUAAUAUUUCUGUGUGUGUGUGCAGCUGCGGGAGUGUCUGGAGCCGGAGGUAUAUGAUCUGUUUCAUAAGAAGCUGACUGAACAAGCCCUCAUUAAGGACCCCAAGUUCCUCUGGUGUAGUCAUGUGAGUUUUAAUCACAUAAUAUCCUUGAGCGGGUUCUUAUAGUUUACAUUUCCUAUGUAUACAAAGGCAAAGGAAAAAUAUGUUUUUGCUAAAUUGAGGCUGUUAAAAAUAAUUUCAUUACAUGCUACACCCAUCUUCACUAGCUAAAAAGGACCAGUACCUGCCCUUAAACUGUUGAUGAACUAUUCCUCUUCCCUUUCCUGUCUUCUGUUCAUAACUUCUCCCCCCAGUGCUCCUAUGGGUUCAUCUAUGAUGGAGACCAACUGAAGGUCACCUGUUUCCAGUGCAGGAACAGCUUCUGUGCACAAUGCAAGAAACCUGUAAGUGAGAAACAUUACCUCUGUGUGUGAGGGAAUCUGAAUCAGAAAUUGCAAUUAAUUGGGGCUAUGAGAAGAGAUGAUAUAUAGCUUUAGAGUAGAGAUGAUAUAUGGCUUUAGAGUAAAGCUGCUGGAGCCCCAUCUCACUCCAUUGUCCCCUCUUGUCUCUCUCUCUCUCUCUCUCUCUCUAUCUCUCUCUCUCUCUGUCUCUCUCUAUCUCUCUCUCUCUCUGUCUCUCUCUGUCUCUGUGUGCCCUCUAGUGGGAGUCUCAGCAUGGUGGUCUGUCAUGUGAACAGUACCAGUCCUGGAAGAGAGAGAAUGAUCCAGAAUACCAGAGGCAAGGCCUGGCCGGAUACCUGCGCGACAACGGCAUCAGUGAGUCACAGCACACACACCUUCUAAAACACCUCCUCAUUAAGAGCUACUGUAGUGUUUAGACAGAAAAGGCAGGUACUUGCAGAGGUGUGAACGGCCAGACACUUCACUAGGUGUUGGGCUGAGAGAGAUCAAAUUGAUCUUACUAAUAGUUCAUCUUCCAAACCAGCACAUUUCAUUAGCGUCAUGAACAACACUCCCAUAAAGGUACUGUAGGCCUUCUGCUUGAACUAAGGCAGUUGACUAAGACCCUGUUUUAGCAAAGAGUUAGAGCCAGUUAGAGGCCUUUUUAGGUCCCUCCACAGCCUUCAAUUAAUUAAUUAAUUAAUUAAUCAAACUAUUUAUCCUCUUCCUCAGAUGCAUUCUCAUGUCUGCUCUCUGUACUCUCCCUCAGCCUGUCCAAACUGCAGGUUCCAGUAUGCCCUGUCUAAAGGAGGCUGUAUGCAUUUCUGCUGCUCCCAGUGCAGGUACCAGUUCUGCAGCGGAUGCAACAACCCCUUCCACACUGUAAGUUCCUUCUCAAAUGAGUUGGUAUGUUAGUGUUGUGUUAGUCGAUCGUGCUAGUUCCUGGCAAGGGGUUCGAAUGACUUGAAUGUGGCUUUAAUGUGAGUGUUUGUUUUUCUUCCUCCAGUCUAUCUUUCACUCUGCACUCUCUGUCUCUCUCCCCACUCCCUCCUUCUCUCUCUCCCUCCCCUUCCCUCUCUCUAUCCCUCCCCUAUUCUGUCCCUCCCUCCCUCUUCUGUAGACGUGUGCAGUGAUCCAGUGCAGUGUGACAGGCCUGCAUGCCCAUCACCCUCGAGACUGUCUCUUCUACCUGAGGGACUGGGAGCCUGUUAGACUGCAAGCCCUGCUGCAGGUAGACACACAUACUACACACACACACACACCAGUCACACACACCACCACCACAAACGCGGAUGCUCACACACCAUUACAAUCACCAUAACCACAUUAUAGCACUCACAAUCGCAGUUAUAACUAGGGCUGUCAAACAAUUAAAAUAAUUGAUUGAGUUAAUGGCAUUAGUUAAUCGCGAUUAAUCACAAUUUUAGAAUUUGCCCAAAUGUGGCCCUAAAGAAAGAUUUUUCCAUUAAAAAAAUAAGUGCAUUAAGUAACAGGCAUACUGUUCUUUGAUUGUAAUGGACAGAAACACAAAAUGAUCUACAUCAGAAGGUUUUAAUAGCAUUUUUACCAUAAACAACACAAGUCACUGUAACAUACAGCUGUAAAUGCUCCCAGUGUUUAAGUCACUUAUCAAUGUUCGUGAAGUUUAACAAUUGCGCACAAACACACACACACACACACUCUCUUUCUCACACACACACACUCUCUUUCUCUCACACACACACACACAGACACACACACACACACACACACACACACACACACACACAGCUUUAAGUACUGUUAAAUCUUUAGGCAUUCUAAAUGAGUAACUAUAGGAAAAAAUAACUGGCUCUAUGGAUACAAAGAGCUUUUAAACUUGUCCAACAAUGUUAUGAAAACACUGUAACCAUCUUUACUGUUCAGACAACUUUACACACAUAGGCCUCCAUACUCUCCCUCCCUCCAUCCCUCCCACACCCUCUCUCUCUCACUUACGCCCGCUCUUGUACACAUCCUCUCUCACAAUCAUACACACCCCACUCUUGCGUAUGCAGCCUACCUUUGAAGCAUCUCUUUGAGUAGCCAAUUCCUUUUCAGUUCUUCCUGUGCCAUUCAAAUGUGUGCAUAGUCUAGUCAGUGGUCAAGUUCUCAGGUUGCUAGCUAGCUGACUAGCUAGCUAAACAAUGUUGUUUGUUAUCAAACCAAAAAAUAGCGGCUUGCGAGUAGUUUAAAACAGCCCACGACGUGCUUGAAUCCACAGAAUGUUUUUAAAACAUAGCUCUGGUAAUAUUGGGCAAAACUUUUACAUGGUUUUGGCUAGAGGCACAGGGUCUUCGGCGAUGUAAAGGUACAAGCAUUGACUGUAGCUGUGUUCCAUAUUGUGUUCUGUGCUUAAAUGGGUCCGUGCGGUGAGGAAAUGGAGAUGCAAUUAACGGUUUCAAAUAAUUUAACUGUGAUAAACAUGUCACGCAUUAACACGUUAUUAACACGUUAACUUUGACAGCCCUAGUUAUAACGGAUUUUAUUCUAAGAAUAUCUGGAGAUGGAUCGCAUUACCUGUUAAUUAUUUGAUUGUUAUUGUCUGCGUUUGCAGAACAAGGGUGUUGAGUUCAACACUAACACCCCUCCAGGAACUCAAGCAGGUAAGAUUCUAUCUGUUAGGCCAUCUUUAGUUUUUACUCAGAAAACCAGAAAGAAACGGAGCGAUAUACUACUUAUUCUCUCUCUCUCUCAGGGAUGUGUGGCGUGAUAGAGCAGAAGGAUGAGGGGGGGCAGCAGACGGACUCGGCCUGUGGGGCUCAAACUCAGCCUGGCCAUGCAGGACUCUGCGAGUAUGUCACUGCGAACAACUAUAUAGCGUUUUUCAAGGACCCAAAAGCGCUUUAGAUAACAACAGAGUGCUCCCAUGAAAAACAUGAAAACAUGCAUAUAUGUAACUAACUGGUUUUUGCUUAAUCUAUUCCAGGAAACACUACAGAGAGUACUUGGUGAGUCUCAUCAAUGGCCAUUCCAUCGACCCGGCCCCUCUCUUCAAUGCCAACGAGCUGGUUUUGGCCUGUCGGAGAUACCAAGUUGAUGAUGCCCGAGGAGAGAUGGAGGACGACGUGAAGUACUAUCCUCGAAUGCUGGAGGUUUGCUUUGAUGAUCCUUGUGGAGGGGGUGUUGGGCUUUUUCAAAAUAUUUUGUCACUUGGUUUGAUCAUUUCUCAUCUAAUCUUAUUUCAGAAACUUAUUGAUGAAGUACCACUUGGAGACAAGGUUCCUCGGAAGAAAUGAAAACGACUAGUUUUUUGCUUGCUUUUAACAAUCAAGUGUUUUUACUAUUGAGUGUUGGAAUUUUGACUCAAAUCGCCAUCAAAUGUGUUUGCGUCAUUGUGACUGUUACACCAAACAGCAGAAAGCUAUGCUUAUAUCCCCAUGAUUAAGCUACAGUUAUUUAUGAAUCUAUAUUUGGGGUAAAUGCUCAGAGGCACAUUAUUUUAAAACAGAUGUGUGUGUGCACGCGCGUAACAUUUAAAGACUCAUCAAGACUUAGUGAUAACAGGUUUACGUCUUAAAUAACCUGUGAUAUUUAAUGGCAUCACUUCAUUGCACGCAGUCUGUAGGUGCAUGCUCUUAACUGUAUCAUGUCGACUGUGAAGAAAAAUACUUGAAAACAGUUCAGACACAGU